Molecule: messenger RNA, 450 nt
Organism: Drepanopeziza brunnea f. sp. 'multigermtubi' MB_m1
Lineage: Eukaryota; Fungi; Ascomycota; Leotiomycetes; Helotiales; Drepanopezizaceae
Source: RefSeq, a predicted model, not a curated record
AUGGCUCUCUGUCAGAACAGGCUGCAGGAGGAGCGCAAGCAGUGGAGGAAAGACCAUCCUUUUGGGUUCUACGCAAAGCCUCAGCGCAAUGCGGCAGGCGUUCUCGACCUGAAGGUCUGGGAGUGUGGCAUCCCAGGCAAGGAGAAGACGCUUUGGGAGGGCGGUCUAUUCAAGCUCAACGUUGUCUUUCCCGAUGGCAAAUUUACCCCACCUCUCUUCCACCCCAAUGUCUACCCCUCGGGCACGGUCUGCCUAUCAAUCUUGAACGAAGAGGAAGGCUGGAAGCCGGCGAUUACCAUCAAGCAAAUUCUACUCGGCGUACAGGACCUCCUCAACGACCCCAACCCCGACUCACCCGCGCAAGCUGAUGCUUACAACCUCUUCAAGAAGGACCGCACCGGAUACGAGAGCAAGAUCAAGAAGAUCGUCCGGGAUAACCCGGCGCCGUGA